CUCGCCUGGGCGGGCGGCGCCGAGCCGGGCGGUGCUGGCGACGGGGCCUCGGAGCUGCGGCCGAUCAGCGUGAGGGGCAGCUCCUCCCUGUGGAGCUCGCACUCGCUCUUCGGCUCCGAGGAACACGUGCUGCCCCCGCCGGCGCCGGGCGGCACGCCGAGCUGCAGCAUGGCGGGUUCCUUGCUGUCGCUCCAAGCGCUCCGCGACCAGCAGCGCCAGCAGGGCAGCCCAGCGCGCGGCGUGCCGCUCUCGAGCAGGCAGGCCUCCAGCCUCCUGCCGCACGCGGACGCGGUGUUGGCCGCCCUGGCCGCCGACGGGGGGCUCCCGGAGGAGAGGCUGCCGCCGCUGGCGGCGGAAGGCGGCGCUCGACCACGAGGUCCUCUCCGCCGAGCAGCUCAAGGGUGCUCGGCGCGCCCGCAAGGAGGUGGGUGA
This is a messenger RNA of Prorocentrum cordatum, 432 nucleotides long. The record is from the annotation of a GenBank genome assembly. Lineage: Eukaryota; Dinophyceae; Prorocentrales; Prorocentraceae.